Macadamia integrifolia is the source of this 1147-nucleotide messenger RNA. RefSeq names its product biotin synthase, mitochondrial-like. The record is from RefSeq and is a predicted model, not a curated record. Lineage: Eukaryota; Viridiplantae; Streptophyta; Magnoliopsida; Proteales; Proteaceae. Gene Ontology annotation, molecular function: 2 iron, 2 sulfur cluster binding; biotin synthase activity. The transcript has 4 exons. Gene Ontology annotation, cellular component: mitochondrion. The coding region runs from base 428 to 1132 and encodes 234 amino acids. Gene Ontology annotation, biological process: biotin biosynthetic process.
GUGGGAUCCGGUCCUGAAUUCCUGAUUCUUUAAAAUGCCCUCCUCACCUAACCAUUAGUUUCUUUCAUUCAACGUUGCCGACUGCCGGGUGCCAAAAAUCAAUUGUCCAACAUUGACUGCGUCCUGCAACUUGGGAGUUGGGGCUCGGGGAGUGAAACUUUCAGGGAAAAAAAAAAAAAAAAAAAGGAGUGAAUCCCGAGGACCAAUUGCAUCCAACGGCGCAUAGUCGAAUAUUAGGUAAAUAAACAGUCAACAGUCCCUCGGAAAGGUGGGCGCUCUCCUUCUCUCCGGUGUGUGUCGUCCCGAGUAUCAGUUAAUCGCUGACGUCUGAGCUGAAGUUUCUCUGCAACUCUAGGGUUUUCUUUUUUUCCUCUCCUAAUAACUUCAAAUUAAUUUCAUUAAAGUAGAGAAAGACAAAAUAGUGAAAAUGAUUCUAGUUCGAUCCAUGCGCCCUGUCAUCCGGCCUGCAUUGCUGUAUUCUUCGUUUUCUUCGGUCGCAGCUGUUGAAGCAGAAAGAACAAUACGAGAAGGGCCGAGGAAUAACUGGAGCAGAGAGGAAAUCAAGUCGAUUUACGAUUCUCCAAUUCUGGAUCUUCUUUUUAAUGGCGCUCAAGUCCAUAGAUAUGCCCACAACUUUAGGGAAGUGCAACAGUGUACUCUUCUUUCUAUUAAAACAGGUGGAUGCAGUGAAGAUUGUUCGUACUGUCCUCAAUCCUCUAGGUAUAACACAGGAUUGAAAGCCCAAAAGCUGAUGAACAAAGAUGCUGUUAUGGAGGCAGCACAGAAGGCAAAGGAGGCUGGUAGUACUCGAUUCUGCAUGGGUGCUGCAUGGAGGGAUACCAUUGGCAGGAAGACCAAUUUCAACCAGAUCCUUGAAUAUGUAAAAGAAAUAAGGGAUAUGGGCAUGGAAGUGUGCUGCACUUUGGGCAUGCUAGAGAAGCAGCAAGCCAUGGAACUCAAGAAGGCAGGGCUUACAGCUUACAACCAUAAUCUUGAUACCUCAAGAGAGUACUACUCUAACAUCAUAACUACAAGAUCUUAUGAUGAACGCCUGGAAACUCUUCAGCAUGUACGAGAAGCAGGGAUCAAUGUCUGUUCUGGUAUUCGCUUCAGAAAAUCUCUCACUUUCUAAAGCAUGCUCUUGCUG